Messenger RNA from Anas platyrhynchos (mallard), 7258 nucleotides. It is a transcript of the gene EXT1, whose product is annotated as exostosin glycosyltransferase 1. Gene Ontology annotation, molecular function: glycosyltransferase activity. Gene Ontology annotation, cellular component: membrane. The record is from RefSeq and is a predicted model, not a curated record. NCBI's taxonomy places the organism in Eukaryota, Metazoa, Chordata, Aves, Anseriformes, Anatidae.
GGGCGAGGAAGAGGAGAAAGGAGGAGGAAGGAGGAGGAGGAGCAGGGGGCUGCCGCCGGUCCCCGCCGCCGUUCCGCGGAGGGCAGCUCGGGGCGAUGCAGGGCUUCGUCAGGCUGUGAGCGCCCCGCCGCCGGCAGCCCGAGCAGCAGCAGCAGCAGCAGGAGGAGGAGGAGGAGGAGGAGGAAGGGGAGGGAGCGUGGCGGAGCGCCGCGCACAGAAGGCGGGAGCGGGGCUGCCCCGGUGCCCGCCCCGCGCGGGGGGCCGGCCCCUGAGUGCAUGCGGGGCGCCCCGCCGGGCCGCCGCCGGCCCCAAGCCGCCCGCCGCUGAGAGCCCGGCGGCGAGCGAGUCCCGGGCGGGCGGUCGCCCACAUGCGCGGCCCCAGCCCGCGGCUUGGGGAACGGCGCCGAGCGGAGGCGGGCGAGGGGAGCUGGAAGCGGCCGGCGACGACGGCAGCGGGAAGAUGGCGGAGCGGCGGAGGAGCUGAGAGCGGCGCCCGGAGCAGUGGGGCCGCCCCCGCAGCCUUCCUCCGCAGCCCCCCGGACCCCCCGGCGGCCACAUGCAGGCCAAAAAACGCUACUUGACGCUGCUCUCCGCCGCCACCUGUCUCGCCCUGCUGCUCUACCUCGGAGGCGUGCAGCUGCGGGCAGCCCGCGCCCCGCCGCCCGCCGGCCGGCAUGGGGCUGCCCCGCGGCCCGGCAGCGAGCAGCGGCCCUGGCCCCGCUUCCCCGACGCCCUCCGCUCCUUCGGGGAGCCGGAGGGGGCCGGGGGGGGCGGCGGGGCCGGCCGGGUGUCGCCCCGGCAGCGGCGGGACGGCAGCGCCGGGCUGUACCGCGGGCGGCGGUGCCGCAUGGAGUCCUGCUUCGACUUCGGCCUUUGCCAGAAAAACGGCUUCAAGGUCUACGUGUACCCGCAGCAGAAAGGGGAGAAGAUCGCCGAGAGCUACCAGAACGUGCUGGCGGCCAUCGAGGGCUCCCGCUUCUACACCUCCGACCCCAGCCAGGCGUGUCUCUUCGUCCUCAGCCUGGACACGCUGGACCGGGACCAGCUCUCCCCGCAGUACGUGCACAACCUCCGCUCCAAAGUGCAGAGCCUCCACUUGUGGAACAAUGGUCGCAAUCACUUGAUUUUUAAUUUAUAUUCCGGCACCUGGCCCGACUACACCGAGGACGUGGGCUUCGACAUCGGCCAGGCCAUGCUGGCCAAAGCCAGCAUCAGUACUGAAAACUUCAGACCCAAUUUUGAUGUUUCUAUUCCGCUCUUUUCUAAGGAUCAUCCUAGGACAGGAGGGGAGAAGGGAUUUUUGCGGUUUAACACCAUCCCUCCUCUCAGGAAGUACAUGUUGGUAUUCAAGGGGAAAAGGUACCUGACAGGGAUAGGGUCAGACACCAGGAAUGCCUUAUAUCACGUCCAUAACGGGGAGGAUGUUGUCCUCUUGACCACCUGCAAGCAUGGCAAAGACUGGCAAAAGCACAAGGAUUCGCGCUGCGAUAAAGACAACACCGAAUACGAAAAGUAUGAUUACCGUGAAAUGCUGCACAAUGCCACUUUCUGUCUGGUUCCCCGUGGCCGCAGGCUUGGCUCGUUCAGGUUUCUGGAAGCCUUGCAGGCUGCCUGCGUGCCCGUGAUGCUCAGCAAUGGAUGGGAGCUGCCCUUCUCGGAAGUGAUUGAUUGGAAGCAGGCUGCCGUCAUCGGGGAUGAGAGAUUGCUAUUACAGAUUCCUUCUACAAUCAGGUCUAUCCAUCAGGAUAAAAUCCUAGCACUUAGACAGCAGACACAGUUCUUGUGGGAGGCUUAUUUUUCUUCAGUUGAGAAGAUUGUAUUGACUACACUAGAGAUUAUUCAGGACAGAAUAUUUAAGCACAUAUCACGUAACAGCUUAAUAUGGAACAAACAUCCUGGAGGGUUAUUUGUACUGCCACAGUAUUCCUCAUAUCUGGGAGAUUUUCCUUACUACUAUGCGAAUCUCGGUCUGAAGCCUCUCCCCACGUUCACUGCCGUUAUCCAUGCAGUAACUCCCCUGGUUUCCCAGUCUCAACCUGUGCUGAAACUCCUGGUUGCUGUAGCCAAGUCCCAGUACUGUGCAAAGAUCAUUGUCUUAUGGAAUUGUGAUAAACCCCUCCCAGCCAAACACCGCUGGCCUGCCACUUCUGUGCCUGUCAUAGUCAUUGAAGGAGAGAGCAAGGUUAUGAGCAGUCGCUUCCUACCCUACGACAACAUAGGGACAGAUGCAGUGCUAAGCCUGGAUGAGGACACCGUGCUUUCAACCACUGAGGUGGAUUUUGCCUUUACAGUUUGGCAGAGUUUUCCAGAGAGGAUCGUAGGGUACCCUGCUCGCAGUCACUUCUGGGACAACACUAAGGAGAGGUGGGGCUAUACCUCCAAGUGGACUAAUGACUAUUCCAUGGUAUUGACAGGAGCUGCUAUUUACCACAAAUAUUAUCACUACCUGUACACUCAUUACCUGCCUGCCAGCCUAAAGAAUAUGGUGGACCAACUGGCCAAUUGUGAGGACAUUCUAAUGAAUUUUUUGGUGUCAGCUGUGACAAAAUUGCCUCCAAUCAAAGUAACACAGAAAAAACAGUAUAAGGAGACCAUGAUGGGACAGACGUCCCGGGCCUCGCGCUGGGCUGACCCUGACCACUUCGCCCAGCGGCAGAGCUGCAUGAACACUUUCGCCAGCUGGUUUGGCUAUAUGCCGCUGAUCCACUCUCAGAUGAGGCUCGACCCUGUCCUCUUUAAAGACCAGGUCUCCAUCCUGAGAAAGAAGUACCGAGACAUUGAACGACUCUGAGGAGCGCUGCCGAGGGGGCCGAGCCAGCCCCAGCCCCGCCUGGAGCCAGACUGUGCCACGGCACGGCCGUACCCAAAAAACGGCGAGCGGCGCCCGGGGGCGCGCGGCUCCGGACUGCUUCACCCGCCUGGCAGGCUUCUGUUGCUCACGACUAGGUUGUGUACAGUUUCAUUAUGGAACAUUAAAUAAUUAUUUUUGAAAUGAUUGCUAUGCAGGUUUAAACUUUUUUAAUGAUCAAAAAAAAAACUAUUAAAAACAGAGUUCUUUCUUUAAUCAAAAUUGUGUUGGUUGUGAAUAUUUCAAAGCUGCCAUUUCUUUCUUUCAUGCGUUUGAUUGUCAUUGCAAUUUUCAUUCAUUUUCCCCUGCAAAGUUAAAUGCUUGAAUCUCACAGGGAGGAAAUGCAGCAGUUUCAGAAACGAACUGAGCACAAUCAGGACAGAAAUGAAGUAUUAUGUUUCUCCUUUACUGCUGACUUUUUAAUAUUUUGUUUCUCCGUUUUCCGAAAACUGGAGAGAGAGCCCCCAGUGAGUGAUGCGCGAGCGUAGAUCCUGCUGGCGGGGGGCCCGUGUUGGAGCACACCCGGACCUGCUCUGAGCGGGGAGAGGAACAGCCCUGCUGAGGAGCAGACUGCCGGCGCUUGCUGCUUCUGGCAGCAGAGCCUCAUUCCUCAUGGCCCUGCCAGUGGGUGACCACGGCACGGCCGGUGUGGGGCACACGCAGCCCGCCUGAGCCACUGCUGCUGCCUGGCCACAGCAGCCGAGCCUCUAGAAAUAGCUUUGUGUUGAGGGCAAGAGGGAUGUUGGCAAAAAAAGGAAGCAUGUUAGUGCUUGCAACACAGGAAUUUGGCCUGUAAUGAAGUGUUUUAAACGAAAUCGAAUGCCGGGCUUUUCUUAUUUUAUAUUUUUGGUGCAAAUAAGUGGAGAAAUUCCCUCCUGGAGUUCUGACGCCUGAAGUAAAGUGCAUUGUCAGAUUAUCGGUGCUGGCAGCAGUGGGUUCUCCCAGACUUGCUUGAGGCACGGUAACUUGGGCAAGAGCCUGCCCCAAAAAUACCAGCGUUGCUCACACUCCAAAAUGGUUUUAUCAUUUCAGAUGGACGUAUUUUUUAAGUGAACGUAUUCCAGUUGUUUACUUCUUUGUACUGCUUUGCUUAUUUAUGUGCUUCUUUAAAUUGAAGAAUGAAAACGGAAGUGGUGAUCUGGGUCAGGAAGGUGCUGUUAUGGUUUGCUAAGACAAUAAGCACUUUAAAAACAUUUCAAAAUCUCAUAUUUUUAUGAGGUGCGUUGGGGCGUCCUGUAACAAUAGGCACCCUGAGAGCUCUGCUGGAGUCGCAGCAAGAGGGCGUAGCAUCAUGCUCACACUACAGACCAGUAAGCCUUUCUAUACCUCAUUCCUUUGCAUCCAGGCUGUCCCAGGGGUGAAGAGUAGCUGCAGAAAUAGGAAGGAUGGACCAGAAUUAUGUUUCAUUCAGGCUCAAGCACUGGCUUCCUACGCGGCUUUAAGCAACUCCCAUAACCAAGGCAUGCCUCAGAUCCUUGUUUGUAAAAGUAAUAGUUAUUGGUAUUAGAGGGAAUGCCAUAAAGCCUAAACAUUUUUUCUUGUGAUGGAAAGAUCAAGAUCCCUAGCCUGAAAGUUGCUUUAAAACUGCAAAGUACAUAUUACUAAAUGUUUGUAUGCAAUUUGGCAUGUAAAGACUUGCAAAGAGAGAUUCGCUUUGCAUAUGUAUUGCAGUAUUUGAACAGAGCACAGCGAGUUAGGGCAGGAACAUCAGGUUCCUGACAUUUUGUGUUAAAUCUGAACCAAAUCUUUAAAGGAAUCUGCCAAAACACGUGUGAGACUGCAGCCAGUGACUAACUGCUGCUGAAAGGAAGAGGUGCCACAUUCCCCCGCUCCCCACCCCUGGCCAUGCAGUCUCGCCUCACACCUUCUGCCACUGUGGUGCCCUCCCGAUGCUCCCUGUGAGCCCAUCUAACUAAAGUCACAGAAAACUGACCAUUUGCUCCAUUUUUAAUGCCAUUUUAGAGAGUUAAGUCAGUAUGUGGAGAGAGGCAAGAGCAGGUAGAUGGGGACGGGGAGCAGGAUAUCUACCUGUCUUUGUAUAGUGAGCUGCUCCUUCAGCUCCCCACGUCCCAUAAAGCAGCUCCUGUGCCAUUUUGUCCUCUUGAGAAUCAGGCAGCUCUUCCAGGGACUGGAAUACAUCUUCUCAGACAGUUUUUGGAGCUUGUGUCAGACUCUGGAUGAGGUGGGCAGCAGUCAUGCUUUGCUCAUGGCCUGGCCUGGGGGCAGGUUCGUAGAUGUGCCCACAGGAGCGCCUGCAGCUCGGGAAGUAGCUACUGGUCUAGGGCGAGCAUGGAGAGGGAAAGAGGGGAUCCUAUAAAAAACAAGUCAUAAUUCUGCUUAGUUAGUGCCAUUUGGGGGCACAUGGGUAGGGUUUUGAGUAACGGGAGCAGCCAACCUGUUUUGGAGUGCAGCGAGAAAGGCCGUUUGACAUUCUGUUACCAUCGCUUUUUGGGGUGGCUGAAAGAGACCAUGCUAAAGCUCGCUCUGAACGCGGUUCGAGGUCCUUUCUGUUUACAGAUCGCUAAUUAAACAAGAAGCAAUGGCAGGGUUAGCUCCAGAAGGGAUCAGGAUAGUUAGGCACAUUCCUCUCUGCAGUAGGUUACCCGGGCAUGACCAUCUCUCUAGGAAGGCAUGCGCCUCGUGGCCGGUAGGAGAAUGGCCAUAGGUCUGCGUCCGUGGCCUGGGCCCCAUGGGAAGAGCUGGACGCAGAUGCAGCGUAGAGACUCGGCGUGUUACACUCGGUGUGGAUGCUAUCAGCGGGUGCUCCUGCGGACACUAGGCGUGCUUCCAAGUCUCCUGUGCGUGUCUGUGUCGGAUAGAGCCGUGUUGUUCCUUUAGUGAGUGAAAUCACCCUUUUAUCACAUCCUAUGUGCGAGUUAAUGGUUCUUUGUCCUUCCCCACCCCCCCCUUAAUUCAGAUGGUGCUGAAACAAGGUUCACUCCUUGUUGCUCCUUUUGUAUUUUUUAUUAUAAUUUCCUUUUCUUAUUUUAUUUUAUUUUCAUUAACAGCAGGCUAUGUUAGCCUUUACUUUACAGGUACUUGAAUGCCUGAUGACUUGACUGAGUGUUAUGCAUGUGGCCUUUUGUAAAGGUUACUGACCUUAAUUUAAUCAGGGGUGAGAUGGAUGGAUGAAUGUGAACAGAUCCAUGCCAUUAAAACAGAGUAAAAAUAGGGAUUAGAGUUUGGGAGAAAUUAUGAAUUUUUAAUUGAAUUUAUUAAAGGGGAAAAAAAAGAAAAAAAGAAAAAGAAAGAAAGAAACCCUCCCCAGUUAUAAUAUGAAUGAGAUCUCUUGCUGGAGGAGGGUUUCACAAUGAGAAAAAUGAGACACAAAACCAGGGGCAAAUUUCCAAGAUAGAAAGUGCCUGGCUCUCCAUGCAGUCCCUUGGGUCUGUACAAGAUUUUAUUUGCCCUCUUUCUAUGUUGUGAAAAACUCAAGUUAUCACCGUAACUUUUUCCAAAGGUGAAUGUUUAAGCUAUGCUCCAAUUUCAUAACGAACACAGUGGUGUGCUAAUGCAUGGCUAUCGAACGCUUUGAUCUUUUCCAUUUGAAAACACCAUGGAUUUGAUCGCCUUCAGAUUUCAAUUUCUUUUGUAGAAGCAACUUUGACAAAGGAAUUAAUCUUUCACCAGUGAGCGCCUUUUAAAAUAGCUCAUUUACCAAAAGAUGUCAUUUCAAGAACGGAAGUAAUCAUUUGACACUGAAACAAUAAAAACCAGUGUGAAGUAGACUAGUUUUAUUUGUUAAUUCUUUAAGUUCCCAGUGUAAGAAACGGUGUCUUCCUCUUUCUCUCUCUCCCCACAUAUCCCAAAUCAAAGGCUACUCGGUGUUUGUCAAAAUACCUGUAUUGAUGGACAGCAAUUUCAUUAAUUCCCCCAGUUAAACGUGCUCUCACAGCACAGGGGGGGAUUGGUGUUUGGUCUUUUUUCCAGGCUGACUCAGAAAUACAGAAAUUUAGGGGUGUCAUCCUGACAGGGUCGUUUUUCAUGGGCUUUAGUGGGACCUGGCAGGAACGGGCCUGUGGUCUCCUGCCUCACGUGGGCCUUAGCUGGCGUCUGCUGGAAACAAAACUGCAUCUUCCAAAGUUUUGUACAUCUCACCCUUGUUUAAAACCAAGUCAAGCUGGCCUUUAUACCACUUUAUUCUAACUGUCUUCACACACAUUUCUAAAGUUGGAGUUAAAUUAGGGGGGUCAAUGGGAAUCAUCAGAGGCUUUGGGAUGCCCCCUCCCACCUUUUCAUGAUUUUUUUAGUGACUCUUUCUCAGUGGGUUAGUGAUGAUCCAGUGGGCCCUGUGGCCUUGUACAUAAUCCUGUAUAUUUAUUUUGAGAGACAAUAUGUAUAGUGUUUGGAUGAUGAGAAUGGAAACAUGAAAUGGGAAUUCUUAGGUGGGAAAAUGUAAAGCAAAAAAAA